UCCGACAGCCCUCCUCUGCCUCUGCCAAAGCACCUUGUCUUGCCUAUAAAUCCAGAGCAGGAGGGGCUCUUCCCUCAGUAGCAGCAAGACGGAGCACAGGCAGCUGAGGACUGGGAGUUAAACUGUUUGCAGCCUGAGGUGAGGAUGAGAGUGGCAGUGGUGGGUGCAGGCGUCGGUGGACUGACAGCCACCAAGUGCUGCCUGGAUGAAGGGCUGGAGCCCACGUGCUUUGAGCAGAGCCAGGACAUCGGAGGCGUCUGGCGCUACACGGAGCAUGUCGAGGCUGGCCGGGCAAGCCUCUAUCCAUCAGUCAUCAGCAACACCUCGAAGGAGAUGUCGGCUUUCUCUGACUUCCCCUACCCUGAGGACUUCCCAGUGUUCCUGCCCAAUGCCCGGCUCCUGGACUACCUCCGGCGCUACGCUGAGCACUUCGGCCUCCAGGAACACAUCCAGUUUGGGACCACUGUUGUCAGCAUCAGGAAAUGCCCUGACUUUGCCACCACGGGACAAUGGGACGUGGUCACAGAGGUGGACGGGAAGCAGACAUCACACAUCUUUGAUGCUGUUAUGGUGUGCAGUGGCAAUUUCUACGAGCCAUGCCUCCCCCUGCACUGUUUUCCUGGCAUCGAGAGGUUUCAAGGCAAGCACUUUCACAGCCGGCAGUACAAGCAUCCCGAUGUGUUUCAGGGGAAGCGUGUCCUCAUAGUUGGCAUGGGCAACUCAGGAGUGGACAUCGCCGUGGAGGCCAGCCGGGUAGCUGCAAAGGUAACUAUUUCCACUAGCCGAGGCUCCUGGCUGCUGAGCCGCGUGUUUCACCAUGGCUACCCAUGGGACAUGGUUUUCAACACUCGUCUUAAGAGCCUGAUCAGAAACAGCCUCCCUGGGCCGCUUUCCUGGAGGCUGAUUAACCACAGUGUGAACCAGUGGUUCAAUCAUGAAAACUAUGGUCUUCAACCAGAGAACAGCUGCCUGGUACGUGAGCCCGUGCUGAACGAUGACCUUCCAAGCUAUAUCCUGACGGGGAGAAUCACCAUCAAGCCGGGCGUGAAGGAGUUCAAGCAAAACUCAGUUGUUUUCCACAAUUGCCCUGAGGAAGAGCCCAUUGAUAUCAUUGUCUUCUGUACAGGCUACAAUGUCUCCUUCCCAUUCCUAGAAGAAGCAGUUGUGAAGGUGGAAAACAAGCACGCAUCCCUCUACAAAUACGUGUUCCCAACCCACCUUGAGAGGCCCACGCUGGCUGUCCUUGGGCUGAUCAAGCCAUUAGGAGCCAUCAUGCCUGUGAUCGAGAUGCAAGCACGCUGGGUGACUCGUGUCUUCAAAGGCUUGUGUCAGCUGCCACCUCAGUCUGUCAUGGAGAAGGAGGUAAAUGAGAAGAAAAACCAAGUGAGAAGGUUUGGUCUGUCCUUUGAUGAAGUCCUCAAAACUGAUUGCCUGGUCUACAUGGAUGAGCUCGCCUCCUUCAUUGGUGCCAAGCCCAGUGUGCUGGGGCUGUUCUGCAGAGACCCUCAGCUGGCCUUCACCAUUUUCUUUGGCCCCUGUAGCCCCUACCAGUAUCGUCUGGGGGGCCCUGGGCGCUGGGAGGGGGCGCGCCGGGCCAUCCUCACCCAGUGGGACCGGACCCUAAAGCCCACAAGAACGCGUGUGCCCACUAGCAAAUCCAGCUCCUGCCCUUCUCUCCUGACUGUGGUGGGGCUGCUCCUGCUCCUGGCUGCCCUGGUUUUGGGUUUCCUGUAGAUUUUAUAGUCUAAGUUUUUUUCUUGGCCUUGGGUAUAUUAUCUCAGGUCAAACAAUUCCACAGGGUGCCACAGAACAGGAGGAAAGGGAUUUCAGCACAUUGCAUCAAAUGUAGAACUUUAACCAGCAACAUAAAGCUCUCCCUGUUCUAGCUCACCCCAAGCACAGCUUUGCAGACCUGAUUAGCUGGGAAUAGCAGCUUCUCCCACAGCAUUUAUUGUCCCUCAGCUGCUCUCCUUCCUGCUGCCAUAAGCAGAGGACACUUGUGUGGUAUGGUGUGAUAGAUUCACGUGCAGCUGCUUUUUGCCUGGUAACAGGGAGAGAGGGCUGCAGUGCUGGCCCCAAAAUGGAGUUUUCAAAACUUCCCCAGUCUCUGAGUUGGCCCCAGCUUUGGCCUGGCUGGGCCACUCUGGCAUCUCUGCCAUCAUUAUUUAAGAAGAGGAAUCUGCAGUGGGUAGGAAGAGAUGGAAGAGUAGGACAAGCUGGAGGCAACCACCCAGUCAGUGAAGGAGGAAGGGAGAAGCACAGGACCAGAGACUCCCUCGCAACCCAUAGUGAGGGGGCAGGAGGUCACCCUGCAACCCAUGGAGGGCAACGGGGGACUGUUAGUUACCAGCAGCUCUGGGAGGACCCCAUGCCAGGAGAAACAACUGAGCCUAGUGAGGACCCCAUGCCAAAGGGAGCAAUGGCCAGGGACCCUGUGCCAGGGGGAGCGGUUGCACCUGGACAGGCAGGAGCUGUGGAAUGCCCAGGAGUCCUCCUGCCCUGAGGUGAGACAAGGGGCAGGAGUCACAGGAAAGGGACUGACUGUACCCCUAUUCCCUGUCCCCCUGAGCUGCUCAGUGGUGGAGGAAGUAAAGAUAUUGGGAUCAGAUGCCUGAGCCCACAAAGAGGGGAAGGCUGGGGGAACAGUGGUCUGAAAGGGGCUGGUUGUGCUCUUCAUCACAGUCCUACUUUGUGCUGUUUUCUGCUUGUUAUGUUUUUGGUUG
Molecule: messenger RNA, 2723 nt
Organism: Colius striatus (speckled mousebird)
Lineage: Eukaryota; Metazoa; Chordata; Aves; Coliiformes; Coliidae
Product: flavin containing dimethylaniline monoxygenase 1
Exons: 9
Coding region: 145-1734 (529 amino acids)
Molecular function (GO): N,N-dimethylaniline monooxygenase activity; flavin adenine dinucleotide binding; NADP binding
Source: RefSeq, a predicted model, not a curated record